This is a messenger RNA of Mytilus trossulus (common blue mussel), 1347 nucleotides long. RefSeq lists its product as uncharacterized. The transcript has a single exon. NCBI's taxonomy places the organism in Eukaryota, Metazoa, Mollusca, Bivalvia, Mytilida, Mytilidae. Bases 1 to 1347 code for a protein of 448 amino acids. The record is from RefSeq and is a predicted model, not a curated record.
AUGUAUGGAGAUAGCAUAAGGGAGCAGGAGAGACGACAUUUUAUUGAAAAGGUUGAGGAAACAAAACUUCCUACCGAUCGACCUGUACACUAUAUCCCGCAUCAUCCUGUUUCCAAGGAAUCAUCUACUACGCCAAUACGCAUUGUUUAUGAUUGUAGCUGCAAAGAUGGAAGAGAUAAUCCAAGUCUAAAUGAAUGCUUAGAAUCACACCCACCUGUUAUGAAUGAUAUUACGGGAAUACUUAUGAGAUUUCGCGCUAAGAAAUAUGCUACAACUUCAGAUUUAGAAAAGGCAUUUCUACAAAUACAGCUCGACGAGAAAGACCGAGAUGCAACGAGGUUCUUAUGGCUUAGCGAUCCUACAAACACAUCAAGUCCGCUAAUAACAUAUCGCUUUAAGUCCGUACUCUUCGGAGCUACAUGUUCGCCAUUCAUUUUGAGCGCCACACUUCUCAAGCACUUUAAGGAAAAUCCGGGGAAACUUUCAGAUACACUUGAAAAUGGGUUAUAUGUGGACAACAUUUUAACUAGCUUUGAUAACGAAAGUGACUUAAUAGAUUAUUACAGGAGAUCGAGAGAAUUACUUACGAAAGGCGGAUUCAACCUACGCUCAUGGAAUUCAAACAGUCCAAAAUUACAAGAAAUCGCUAGCAAAGAAAAAACCUUAGACAAAGAUGAGCUUACUAAAAUUCUUGGUAUGAAAUGGAACGCUAAAUCGGACAAGUUGUUUUAUCAAAGUAACACGUUCGAGAUGGACAAAAAAGGAAAACUGACUAAAAGAUAUAUUUUACGGCAAUCAUCCAAGAUUUUCGAUCCUUUAGGACUAUUAAGCCCAGUUACUGUAAAAGCGAAAAUCUUUAUGCAAUCACUUUGGAAGCUAAACUUGGAGUUGGACGAAAUAUUACCGGAAGAUAUCCAAUCAAAAUGGAUAUUAAUUUCACGAGAUCUAGCAACGAGCUUAGAAACAGAGAUUCAUCGAAGUACUCAAACACAGAACGAGAAUAACAGAAAUUUACCAACUCUUCAUGUAUUUACCGAUGCUUCAACUCAUGAGUACGGCGCAUGCGCGUACAUCUUGUAUGACAGAAAACCAACAAUAGUAAUGGCAAAGAAUCGAGUUGCGCCUAUCAAGACUAUAACUUUACCAAAACUAGAGCUUAUGGGGGCUGUAAUUGGAGCAAGACUUGAUGAUCAUAUCUGCAAAAACUUUCCAGAAACUUUCAGUGAAAUACAAUUUUGGAGUGAUAGUCAAAUCGUACUUAGUUGGCUUUCAUCCGUAAAACCACAGAGACAAUUUAUCAAAAACAGAAUUGAAGAAAUUAAAAGUUUGUGUGGAGAUAAUGUAUGA